AUGACGGCCCAGUCGCGCCUCGCCGCCACCCCCGGGGCCCUCACCAUCGGCGUCCUCGCCCUCCAGGGCGGCUUCAUCGAGCACAUCAACCUCGUCCGCGCCGCCGCCGAGCGCCUCGCCGCCGCGGCCGCCUCGGGCGCCGUCAUCCACGCCAUCGAGGUGCGCACGCCCGCCGAGCUGGCGCGCUGCGACGGGCUCAUCAUCCCCGGCGGCGAGAGCACCACCAUAUCCUUUGUCGCUGCGCAGUCGGGCCUGCUCGAGCCCCUGCGCGAGUUUGUCAAGGUCCUCAAGAAGCCCGUCUGGGGCACCUGCGCGGGCCUCAUCCUCCUCUCCGAGCAGGCCAACGCCGCGAAGAAGGGCGGCCAGGAGCUCAUCGGCGGGUUGGCCGUGCGCGUCCACCGCAACCACUUUGGCCGGCAGAUUGAGAGCUUCGAGGCGGGGCUGACGCUGCCGUUCCUCGGCGAGGGCGCAGCUCCCUUCCCGGGUGUCUUUAUCCGCGCGCCCGUCGUCGAGGAGGUGCUGCAGCCCGCCGGAGGAGACGGCCAGAAGAACAACGGCGUGAGCGUGCUGGCCACGCUGCCGGGCCGCGUCGACCGCAUGAAGGCCGGCGUGUCGCAGGCGAACCCCACGGACGGGUCCGGCGACAUCAUCGCCGUGCGGCAGGGGAACGUGCUGGGCACGAGCUUCCACCCGGAGCUGACGCCCGAUCCGCGCAUCCACGUGUGGUGGCUGCAGGAGAUUCUGCGGCAGCGCGCCGAGGUGCCGCUGCGGUAG
Messenger RNA from Purpureocillium lilacinum, 774 nucleotides. RefSeq lists its product as uncharacterized. The record is from RefSeq and is a predicted model, not a curated record. Gene Ontology annotation, cellular component: glutaminase complex; cytosol. Gene Ontology annotation, biological process: pyridoxine metabolic process; pyridoxal 5'-phosphate biosynthetic process. NCBI's taxonomy places the organism in Eukaryota, Fungi, Ascomycota, Sordariomycetes, Hypocreales, Ophiocordycipitaceae. Gene Ontology annotation, molecular function: glutaminase activity.